Columba livia (rock pigeon) is the source of this 1648-nucleotide messenger RNA. RefSeq names its product CD74 molecule (gene CD74). NCBI's taxonomy places the organism in Eukaryota, Metazoa, Chordata, Aves, Columbiformes, Columbidae. The record is from RefSeq and is a predicted model, not a curated record. Gene Ontology annotation, biological process: intracellular protein transport; protein trimerization; negative regulation of DNA damage response, signal transduction by p53 class mediator. The transcript is spliced from 9 exons. Gene Ontology annotation, cellular component: cell surface; membrane; cytoplasm. The coding region runs from base 107 to 943 and encodes 278 amino acids. Gene Ontology annotation, molecular function: MHC class II protein binding; macrophage migration inhibitory factor binding; cytokine receptor activity.
UUUUUUUUACCCCCCCCGGGUGGCGGGGCAGGGUGGCUCCGCGGGGGUAUUUCCAGCAGUGGCACUCGGGGUGCUCAUUGCUCAUCGAGGUGCCGACAGCGGAGCCAUGGCCGAGGAGCAGCGGGACCUCAUGUCCGACCGCGGCAGCGGUGUGCUCAGUCUUGGGGACACCCAGAGGUCUGCAUGGGGCCGCAAAGCCGCCCUCUCCACACUCUCCAUCCUGGUGGCCCUGCUGAUUGCUGGCCAGGCUGUCACCAUCUACUUCGUCUACCAGCAGAAUGGGCAGAUCAGCAAACUGACCAAGACCUCCCAGACCCUGCAGCUGGAGGCACUGCAGAGGAAGCUGCCUGCAAGUGCCAAGCCGGCCAACAAGAUGAAGAUGGCCAUGGUGAACACACCCCUGGCCAUGAAAGUCCUGCCUCUCGCCCCCUCUGCAGAGAUUAUGGACAUGUCACCCCCUAGCAACAGAACCGAGGACCAAGUGAAGCACCUGCUGUUGCAAGGAGACCCCAGGAAGAUGUUCCCGGAUCUGAAGGCCAACCUGAUGGACAACAUGAAGACCCUGAAGAACACCAUGACUGAUAUGGACUGGAAGGCCUUUGAGUCCUGGAUGCACAAGUGGCUGCUGUUUGAAAUGGCCAAGAACCCCAAGCCAGAGGAUCCUAAGAUGAUCCCAGCAGAGAAAGUGCAAACUAAAUGCCAGGCGGAGGCCAAUUAUGGGGGUGUCCAUCCGGGUCGCUUCCGACCCCAGUGUGAUGAGAGCGGCGACUACCUGCCAAAGCAGUGCAAUGCCAGCACGGGCUACUGCUGGUGCUCCUACAAAAAUGGCACCAGGAUUGAGGGCACUGCCACUCGGGAAAAACUGGACUGCCCCGAUACCACCACGACCACUGUCACUACCACCACUGUGGAGCCAGGGAUGGCCUCUGGGGUGGACAUGUAGAAGCUGGGUCUGGAGAAAGGCGAGUAGAAGAGGACGCCAGCAGAUGCCUGUCCCCUCUUCAGCAUCCCAGCUCCCAUGUUUGUUUUUUCCUCUACUUCAUUUCUGCUCUUACAUUGCUUUCCUGAGACGAUUAACAGUGGGCAUCCCUGCGUGUUCCUGGCCCUUCAGGCAUUGGUUGCGACCCCUCCCCUGCUGCAGGGCUGAGCUGCCGCCAGGAUCAGUGCUAGAGAUGGAGUGUUCCCUUGGAGUGGGGGUAAAGCAGGCUGGAAAAUGAUUUCAGCAAUGUCAGAGCCAUAAAUCCUGGUGCCUUUUGCUCAGUGGCAGAGCUCACCCCUGCUGAAGAAUGAGCCACUAAUGCUUUCUUACACUGAACAAACAUUAAAAGCAGCAAGACAACCUCCAUCAGCUUCUUAACUGACCCCUGUAGGCUGAGGCCCUGUUAAGAUUCCUACACUAAAGGGUGUUUUUGUGGAGUGCUCAGCUUUGUAGAGAUGCUCGCCUUCAGCUUUUGCUUUCAGGCUGGAGAACAGCCGCAGCAGUGGGUAACAGCGGGGCGGAGGAGCCCACCCUGGAGGCAGAGGGGCUUCCAAUUUUCCCGAAUUGAUCUGCUAAUUCCUUUAUAAAUGACUUCACAAGCUAAUUAUUUCAAAUAAACUUUUGAAUAAGGAAUCCUAAUAAAAACUCCAUCAGGGCAGUGCUUGCAAA